AUGGCGUACCCCUAUAUCGACACGCCGCGCACCGAAAUCGACGGCAACGCGACCUACCUCACGAACGGGUUUCGCAGCGUGGGACGAACGCACCUGUCCGCGCUCGACUCGGUUGAAAACUCCUUCCAAACUCCCUCCAAAGAUAACGACGUGAUAAAGGGCCUUGGCGAUGGUGCACGACGCGUCUCCGGUGGUCUGAAGCUCGGCACCCCGCGCGCAUCCUCUGGUCCGAAGUCGACGCGAAGCGCGCUGAGACAGCUUCCAGCUGCCGGGCCAGGGAAGGGAGAGUUUACACCGCUUAUGAAGAGUGCUACGAAGAACAAUUAUCUAAGGAACGCUUCGAAUACACGUGGCGACGGUCUGAAAACACCGGGCUAUUUCGGUGAACACAGCCGGAUUAACGCUACCCCUGGGCUUCCGCCUAAUGAUAUGUCAGACAUUUACGAAGAAGACGCUACUGUCGAUCAACCAACGCCCAUUCCCCAGGCUGCUAGUAGUAGUGUGCAAAGUACACCGCUACCCGGACUACGACGCGAGGGAGGAAUACUGGGCGAUGGCCAGAAUAUGACUCUGAAGGAACAAGAAAGGAUCAUCGAUCGUCUGGACAAAGAUAACUUCAACCUUAAGCUGAAGAUUCAUUACUUGGAAGAGCAGCUAGAAAAGGCAGGGCCGGGAUACAACAGUGCUGCCAUUAAGGAAAAUACGGAACUCAAAGUUUUGCGAUUGACGAUGCAACGCGACAUUUCUCGGUACAAGAAGAGCCUCCUCCAAGCAGAGCGAGAUUUGGAGGAUUAUCGCCAACAACUCUCGGAACUCCAAGAACGUGCCCGCCGACGACAAACCGACCAAGAGGUCCAGCAAGAGAUGGACAUGAUGCGCGAGGAGGUCAGUUCAAAAGAGGAUGAGCUGAGAGAACUCCGAGAUGAGCUACGACGCGUCAAGGAUAGCCAGUCACAGGAAGUCGACAAACUUAGGGAGGACGUCGAGGAUCUCGAAGCAGAUAUCCGCGAAAAGGAUCGACUUAUUGAGACGCGUGACGAAGAGCUUGAGGAACUUAGAGCGACUAGGAGCAACAACGAUGCAGGUGCAGAACUCCAAGCUGAACUUGAUCGUGCGAAAGAGCAGAUCCAAGAGCUCCAAGAUAGUCUCGAGAAAGCCAGGCUGGAGGCUCAAGAGGCAUCCAGGACCGCGAACCAAGCAAUGGAACAGAAGAACCGAGCUGAAGAUGACCUGCGAGAGCUGCAGGAUGAAAUGUCCAACAAGUCUUUUACUACAAAGGGCCUUAGCCGACAACUAGAAGAGAGAGCCGAAAACCUUGAGCAAGACUUGCGAGAUCUAGAGCGGGAGAAUGACCAACUCAAGGCAGACCUCGAGGAGAAAGAGAAUGUGGUCGCUCAAUUGGAAGAGCGCUACGAGACUGUUCACCAAGAUCUCAAGAGUAGCUCCGGGAAAUUGGGUGAAGAUCUUGAAUCCGCUCGAAAGGAGCGAGACGCAGCCAUAAGGGAGAGCGAGAGAAUUUCUGCUCGGUUAAAGGAGGCUCUUGACGAAUGCCAACGCCAACUCGAAGAAAAAGAGAUGUUGCAAACUCGGCAUCACGCUUUGACUGACGAGUCGGGAGGCUUGCAAAGCGAACUCGCUCGCGCGCAUUCCCGGAUUCGCGAACUUCAGGCGGCAGUUGAAGAGGCUACGAACCGCGCACAGGAUAAUCAAAAUCUUCGCUGGCAGCACAAAGUUGAAGUCGAACGGCUACAACGAGAGAUCGAAGACCUCCAAGCGGAGAUUGAAGACAAGGAAGGGAACAUGGGCAUCGAGCGAGAGCGUUGGGAAAGCACCAAGCGGACUUUACAGUCUCAAAAAGAUCGCGCGGAUGAGCAAGCCAUGAGCUAUAAACGGACGAUCGACAGGUUGCAUGAGGCAGAAACUUCACUCUCAGGGAAAGAGUCUCGGCUUCAGCAAAUCCUCGAUAGUGAGAAGCAACGCCAUGCCCAAGAAGAAGCCGUGCUUAGUCGCCAAGUCAAAGAACUUGAAGAUGACCUUGCUCAAAAGAAGAACAUCAUCGAUGAACAACGCAGCGACCUCCUUACCAUCCGUGAAGAACUUCGUCUCUCCCGCCGAGAGGAACAAAGCCUCAAAGAAAAAGUUCAAGCUCUGGAAGAUGAGGUUGUCGUUUUACAGUCCAGCUUGGCAGAUGAGCAGCAGUAUGCCAAAGAUAGAGCCCAGAAAGCCUCACCUGACGUCGAAUCCCAAUUACAGAAAGCUGUCGCCGAUAGGCAAAGUCUCCGUGACCAGCUUGCAAACGCUCAUGUGGAGAUGCAUGACCUGCGGACUUCAAUGAUCGAGAUCGAGGCUGAGCGAGAUGAGCUCCAUGCUCAGCUUGAACGUGCCCAGACUGGAGAAAGCAAUACCCGCUUUGACCGCGAGAAGCUCGAGCUACGCAAGACGACAACGCGAAUGGAGAAUGAGCUUAGGCGUUUGCGCGACGACAAGAAUGCCUUGAUGGAAGCUAAGGAGACGCUUGAAACCCAACUUGGCACUGAAAUUGAACGAGCGACUGAAGAGGAGGGACGUCUCUCCGCUGAGAUCGAUCGUCUUCAGGACAGACUACUUGCUGGCUCUGGUGGACGAGACCGAGAAUUAGCAACCGCCAAAUCUAAAGUGCAACGGCUCGAACGACGCAUCCAGGAGCUAGAGUCACUUUUGUCCCAACAGCCACCGGCUGAGCCAGACCAAUCUGCUGCGCAAGGUGACCUCUCCAUUCUUCGAGGCAGUCUCGAGGAGGCGAGGAGGCGAGAAAAGGCUCUCCUGCAGCGUGACGCGGAACAGAAAGCCUCCACUCGAACAUUGAAAUCUCGUGUUGCCGAUCUGGAGCGAGACCUUCACGAGGCGCUUAUGAACAAAUACGAGUCUCGAUCAACCCAGAAUUCUCCUUCCGACAAGGUCCACGAGGAGCUCAGAAAUCUCCGAAGGCAGCUUGCCGAAGCACACCGGGCUCUAAAGGACGCCAAGACCAAGAACCGCGAGCUUGAACGAGGAGCGAUGAGGGAGGAGGACCAAAAAGAUCUCCAUGAGUUACUCAAGUCUUCUACCCUUGAAGCCGAAGCUUUGGCAUUGAAGGUCUCAGAGCGUGAUUCGCGUAUCAAUGAACUUAAGAACCAGAUUCGUCGCAUUCGCGAGGAACGCGCUUUCUGCGUCCGCAAAGCUGAAGCCGCAGCCAGAGACCUGGACUCUCUGCAACAACGCUAUGAGGAGGCCGUGGAGAAGGCAUCUUCAGGUAAAUCAAAUAGCAAGACCCGUCAUGAGAAAGAGAUCCGUGGUCUUGGCAAAGAGAUCAUCUGGCUUCGCGCCCGUCUCUCUCGCGAGGAGAAGUUCCGUCGCGACUUGGCUUGGAGCAAGGGCUUAAUGGAGCUUGGUGAACGUGUUCGCGUGGCAUGUAACGAAGCUGACCUCCGCAUGAUUUCCGAGAUGGGUGUCCAGUCUCGCGACCGCACCUCGACCCGCACUCCUCGCAGCAAGUUCCGCUCUGCGAUUUCGCUGGUCGUAGCAUCUGUGCGCAUGCAAAAGAUGGGCCAGGAAUGGCGCCGAACAAAGAAGUUAGGCGAGGGCUUGAAGCGCGCUAAGAGCGAAAUGAUUAAGCGCCGCGAGAGCUCCGGAGGAAGCCUCCUAGGCUAG
This is a messenger RNA of Penicillium chermesinum, 3669 nucleotides long. RefSeq names its product putative spindle-pole body protein (Pcp1). The record is from RefSeq and is a predicted model, not a curated record. The transcript has 3 exons. Gene Ontology annotation, cellular component: microtubule organizing center. Bases 1 to 3669 code for a protein of 1222 amino acids. Lineage: Eukaryota; Fungi; Ascomycota; Eurotiomycetes; Eurotiales; Aspergillaceae.